AUGUCCCGCCCACGCAAGACAACCACCACCACCAAAACCGACCCCAAAAAGCCAAACCCAGUCCCAACUCCAACUCCAGCGCCCGUACCAGUCGCCUACUCCGAUGCCUACUUUACGAAAAUGCGUGCUUUUGUCAUGACUCCCGAGAGCCUAAAGAUUGAGGGAUACAAGUUGGAGAAUCUAGGGAAGGAUGAAAUCUUGGGGUUUAGGAGAUGCCGGGAUUGUCAUGCUAGGAUACGGACAAGAAAGUCGGUGAAGAAGGAUGAGAAGAAGAAAGCUGAGGAUGGGGAUGGGGACGGUGAGGGCGGUGGAGGUGAAGGAAAUGAAAAGAGGGACAGGCGCAGGGGAAAGAGUAGGAAAGAAUCGGGGGAAAAGGACAAAGGUGAGAAUGCUAUGCAGGAGAUCGAUGGAUCAACAGUUACGGACGAAAAGACGGAUGACGCGGAGAAUGACGAGGACAACGAGGAUAGGAAGGAUGGGGGUGUGCGGGUGACGGUGACCGUGCGAGAGGUGACUGACGAGACGGGCAAGGGCGAAAAAAGUGAAGCGGCCGGAGAUAAACAGGGCAAGGAAAAAGGAGGCAAGAAAAGGAAAACAGCCGUCUGUCAGUUUCAUACUGGUCGGGUUAUGGACAAGCACUUUACCUGCUGUCAGGAGCAUGUUUCAACCCCCGGUUGUGUCGAGAUGGAUCGACAUACGCCCGUGGAAUAUGCCAAAGGAGAAUUGGAAACGGAAUGGAUGCUCUACGCGACACCUACAAAGCCAAUGAAAUGGUGGGAUCCCCGGAUGGCGGUGGCCUUGGACUGCGAAAUGGGGGUAUCAAUCUACGGCGAGCCGGAGCUAGUGCGGAUCAGCCUGGUGGAUUUCUUCACGGGUGAGAUCCUGAUAGACUCGCUGGUGUAUCCACGUGUACGGUUACAACAUCUCAACACUCGAUACUCCGGGGUAACCCGGGGGAUGCUCGAGACGGCGCGAAAACGGAAGCAAUGUAUAAUGGGCGGGCGGGAUGCGGCGCGCGCACUGGUGUGGCGGUAUGUCGGACGGGAGACGAUCGUUGUGAUGCAUGGGGGUCAGAGUGAUAUGAUGGCGUUACGAUGGAUUCAUGAUCGAGUGAUUGAUACGUUUGUAGUUGAGGGGUGGCGACGGUCUGCUGCUGCUGCUGCUGCUGCCGAGGCCAAGAAGAGUGAAGCAGAGCCGGAAAAGAAGGAAGGAACCCCAGGCGGACGAUCGUUGAAGCAUCUGACGGAAACGAUCCUGGGGGCGCAGAUUCAACAGGGGCGCGGCGGACAUGACAGCGUGGAAGAUGCGAUGGCGUGUCGGUGGUUGGCGGAUUGGUAUGUGCGAACAGGACUGGGAUGA
This is a messenger RNA of Aspergillus chevalieri, 1359 nucleotides long. RefSeq names its product putative RNA exonuclease. Gene Ontology annotation, molecular function: nucleic acid binding; exonuclease activity. Bases 1 to 1359 code for a protein of 452 amino acids. Gene Ontology annotation, cellular component: nucleus. Gene Ontology annotation, biological process: rRNA processing; ribosomal large subunit assembly. NCBI's taxonomy places the organism in Eukaryota, Fungi, Ascomycota, Eurotiomycetes, Eurotiales, Aspergillaceae. The transcript is spliced from 3 exons. The record is from RefSeq and is a predicted model, not a curated record.